AUGUUAUCUCUAAAUAAGGACAAAGCUCCAGGCCCUGAUGACUACAAUGCCAUGUUCUUCCACCAAGCAUGGAGCAUUGUAGGUAAUUUAACAAUUAAGGCCAUCUCUGAGUUUUUCAGGAAUGGUAAGCUGCUAGGUGAAGCUAACUCUACAUACAUUUCCCUUGUCCCAAAGUGUCAAAACCCCUCCACCAUUAAUGAUUACAGACCUAUCUCAUGCUGCAACACCAUCUACAAAUGUAUCUCAAAGCUUUUAGCUAAUAAGUUACAACUGGUUCUCCCUCACAUCAUUGAUCACACCCAAACAGCCUUUGUUCAAGGCAGGAAGAUUACUGACUCAGUAUUACUCACUCAUGAGCUAUUGAGAGUUAAAUGGGAGUUUACACUGGACUGUCUUUCCCAUCUCAACUUCCCUCCAAGAUUCAUCAAGCUAAUCCAAGCAUGCAUCACAUCCCCAUCCUUCACUGUUGCUAUUAAUGGAGAAUUCAAGGGGUUUUUCACAGGGAAAAGAGGCUUAAGACAAGGUGAUCCUAUUUCCCCAUUCCUAUUCGUCAUUAUCAUGGAUAUUUUUACUUCAACUGUUAAGAAUAUUAUCUCCAGAACCCCUAGAUUCAGAUACCAUUGGAGGUGCAAAGAGCUGGGUAUCACCCAUCUCUCAUUUGCAGAUGAUCUUUUUCUCUUUUGCCAUGGUGACAUUACAUCUGUAUCCAUCCUAAAAUCAGCCUUGGACCACUUCUGCACCAUGUCAGGACUCUCCAUCAACUUGUCCAAAAGCUCAAUAUUCCUCUCAGGGGUAGACCCCUCUACUGAAGCAACUAUUUCAAACCUACUAGGAAUUAAUAAAGGUUAUCUCCCUAUUAGACACUUGGGGGUUCCUCUAAUCUCAACUUGUUUAAGGGCAGCUGACUGUAGGCCUCUAAUUGAAAGGAUCACCCACAUGAUAACUCAUUGGACCUCAAGGUCACUAUCCUAUGCAUGUAGGCUACAAUUGAUUAAAUCUGUCCUAGUCUCCACCCAAGUCUACUGGUCAAGUAUAUUCAUCCUUCCUAAAGGGGUUUUUGAUGAGAUCAAUAGAAUACUCAUGGCAUUCCUUUGGUCUGGCAUUGAAAUGAAGUCCACAAAUGCCAAGAUUGCUUGGAUGGAUAUUUGUAAACCUAAGGAGGCAGGAGGUUUGGGUAUCCCUAACUUGGUUAUUUCAAACCAAGCUGCAAUUAUUAGAUAUAUAUGGGAUCUAACAGACAAUUCAGAUAGAGUUUGGAUUAAAUGGUGUAAGACUUACCUCAUCAAAGGCAAGAACUUGUGGGCUUUAGAAAUUCCUCAAUCCUGUUCCUGGAGUUGGAGGAAACUCCUUCAACAGAGGCACUAUGCAAGAAACUUCAUUAAACACCAAGUUGGAAAUGGCAUGUCUACUUGUUUCUGGUACGAUAAUUGGCUUCUUGCUGGACCAUUGAGCACUCGAUUCCCUUCCCAAAUCCUCACUGCAGCAGGUCUAGACCUUUCAACCACAGUAAGCCACUUCAUUUCUGGUGGAACUUGGAAUUUCCCUGCAUCAAUCUCUUCGGCAAUCCCAGAACUCCUUGUACUUGGAGCUCCAAAUAAUUCAGGGAAUGACAAAUUGAUUUGGGCAGCCUCACCAUCUGGAAGUUUCAGCCACAAGCAUACUGCAGCUCUCUUAUCACCUUCUUCUCCAUCGGUUUCAUGGUUCAACUUGGUUUGGAGAUCUCCAGCAAUCCCACGAAUGAAAUUCAUUAUGUGGCUAGCUAUUCAAGGUCGCCUCCCUACUUUGGAUAGAAGAUCAAUGGCCAGAUUUGACAAUUUACGAUUUUGCCCUGGGUUGAGUGAAUCAGUCGCGUUUAAGGGCAACGACUUCUUCACGGCCGAGUCAACUAAGCUCUCCACUAGCGUCCUCACUACCUCUCUCACCGGCAAGAUCGCCGGAUCUGUCUCACCGGUGCACAGCCACAGGGUGGUUGUGGAUGGUGGUGGUGGGUUGAAUUUGGUUAUAGGUGUGAUGGGUAUGUGUAUAAGAAAGGGGAUAAAGCCUAAUUUGGGGGUGGUUGGGCUCCUGGCAAUUAGGGUUUGGUUGGGUGAGGACAACGAUGAUGGGAUUGUAGGCAUCGCCGGGAGAGAGGAUGAAGACGCCGCCGCUGUUCUUCCUCCAGACGAGAGAGAUGAGUUGAGAUGGGCAAAAAUGAAACUUUUUAAUUUACAAUAUGCUGAAGUUCACUGGUUGCAGCUUGAUACGAUUCUGAGAAGAGCAAAAGAUGAAAAAUUUGUGUGCCGCAACUCUCCGUCUGCCGUCUUAGAUGAAAUUAAGGUCAUCAAAGACGCUGAACUAGCCGGAAAUGGCUCUUUUGGCAUUUUCAUCGACCGUCCCAUGAAUCGGAUUCUGGUUUCCACCGCUGACGUCCGGGAAUAUUCACCGAUGUCCUCCACCGCGGCUCAGAUCCUUGUUUGUCGCCACUUCACCUCCGACCUUGCCCACUAUUCUGUUGUCCGUGGUCGCCGUUCAGAGUUCAGUUCUGCUUUGUUAGACAGUGGAGACCAUCCGUCGAUUCUACGCAGAGAGAUGAGAGGAUUGAAAGAGAUAAAUGAGAGAACUCGGGGUGAGCCAAAGUUGAAGCUAGUGGUUUUAGAUUUUACAACGGCGUUUGAGCAGUUCGCUGUUCACAUGGGCAGGAAGACUGAUUGA
Molecule: messenger RNA, 2691 nt
Organism: Cornus florida
Lineage: Eukaryota; Viridiplantae; Streptophyta; Magnoliopsida; Cornales; Cornaceae
Exons: 7
Coding region: 1-2691 (896 amino acids)
Source: RefSeq, a predicted model, not a curated record